UUCCACUUGAAAAUCAAAAGUCUUACCAUUCUUUAUCCCCAAUGACAGCCUGCAUCGCGCGGUACAUAAUAUGGCAACAUCAUACUCCGUGGUGCGCGCCUUCUCUAAACGCUACACCCCCUCUUUUCUCUCUCCUCUUCUUCUAAGUUUCAACGUCUGCAAUUUGAGCUUCUUCCCUUCCUCUUCUUCUUCUGUUGCUCUCUCCUCUGAAGCCAAGAAGAGCCCAGCUAGGGCAUGCUCUUCUCUCUCUGCAUCUGCAACAACCAUGUCUUUUUCCUCCUCUUAUGAGAAAGAGCUUUCCGUGGCCAAGAAAGCUGCUUCCCUCGCUGCCAAACUAUGCCAGGCAGUACAGUUCGAAUUAUUGCAAUCGGAUGUCCAAUCAAAAUUGGAUAAAAGCCCUGUCACCAUUGCUGAUUAUGGUUCACAGGCUUUAGUUAGCUUUGUAUUGGAGAGGGAGCUUCCUUCAGAAUCCUUUUCAUUGGUUGCUGAGGAGGAUUCCGGGGACCUACGUAAGGACAGUGCUCGAGAAACACUUGAGCGAAUAACAAAGCUUGUUAAUGAAACUAUAGCUUUGGAUGGCAGCUACGUCAUUCCCCCAUUGACAGCAGAAGAUGUGCUUGCUGCAAUUGAUAGAGGCAAAUCAGAAGGGGGGCCUUAUGGGCGACAUUGGGUAUUGGAUCCUAUUGAUGGUACAAAAGGGUUUCUUAGGGGAGAUCAAUAUGCAAUAGCAUUGGCACUGCUAGAUGAAGGAAGAGUUGUAGUGGGUGUCCUUGGUUGUCCCAAUCUCCCGUUGGUGCCAAUCAAUACCGUUGAUAAGCUUGCUGUGGAUUCUGCAAGAGGUUGCCUUUUCUCUGCUAGAAUUGGUGCUGGCACACAUAUGGAGUCCUUGGAUGGUUCUCAAACUCAAAAGGUACAUGUAAGUGCUACUGAGAAUCCUGCAGAAGCAUCUUUCUUUGAGUCAUUUGAGGCUGCACAUUCCAUGCAUGACUUGUCAAAGAACAUAGCUCAGAAACUAGGUGUUCAGGCACCACCGGUUAGAAUAGAUAGCCAGGCAAAAUAUGGAGCAUUAUCCAGAGGUGAUGGAGCCUUUUAUUUGCGUAUCGCUCAUCGUGGCUACCGUGAGAAAAUAUGGGAUCAUGCAGCUGGUUUCAUUGUGGUCACAGAAGCUGGUGGUGUGGUGACUGAUGCAGCUGGGAAUGCUCUAGAUUUCUCACGGGGUAGAUACUUGGAUGUUGAUACAGGCAUCAUUGUUACCAAUGCCAAAUUGAUGCCCUUGCUCUUGAAUGCUGUGCAAGCUGCCAUAAGAGAAUCUCAAUCUGCUGCAUCUUUGUAAUUAGUUUUAUCAGUGAAGCUGUUUAUGCAGUAAUCUCUCUCUCAUGAUGUUGACACAAGAUUAAUAAGUAGGCUACUUUCCUUCAAAUGACGAAGCCCGACAAAAACUUUUAUGAACAUCUAAAACUGCUACCUAUCAAGGUCUUGUAUCAGUGAACUGUUUAUGCAGUAAUCUCCCUCUCUCUCUCUCAUGAUGUUGACCCCAGAAAACAUAUGUAGGCUAGUUUCCUUCAUACGAGGAAGCCAGAAAGAACUUUUGUGAACAUUUAAAACUGCUACAUUGCAAGAUCUUGUAUCAGUUUCUUUAGAUGAAGAAUGAUGUAAUUUAUCCAUUGCUUAAGUGGGAGGUCCACCAUUUUGAGCCAA
Amborella trichopoda is the source of this 1698-nucleotide messenger RNA. Its product is annotated as 3'(2'),5'-bisphosphate nucleotidase 1. Gene Ontology annotation, molecular function: 3'(2'),5'-bisphosphate nucleotidase activity. Gene Ontology annotation, biological process: phosphatidylinositol phosphate biosynthetic process; sulfate assimilation. The record is from RefSeq and is a predicted model, not a curated record. NCBI's taxonomy places the organism in Eukaryota, Viridiplantae, Streptophyta, Magnoliopsida, Amborellales, Amborellaceae.